UGUUAAGAGCAGGCGCGGUGGGGAAUGGCAAAUGUGACGCCGAAGAAAAUGCAAGGACAGGGAAAUUCUCUGGCGACAAAACCAGAGAGGUCAUUUGGGCACUGAAGGGAGCCUGCAUUGGAAACCCAGGUGAUCAGGUACCAAAAAGAAGUGGACUUGCACAAGCAGCCAAACACAUCCUUGUCAUUAACAGACCUUUGAAACUGAGUAAAAUGUCUUUGAAACGCCAGUGGAAUAUGAUAAAAGUGCCCGAGGAAGGAUUACAGGACAACCAGUACAGUUCAAAUGACCAAAUUGCCCUUAAAAACCUUCAAUCUGAUGUUACUGAGAAGAAAUCUGACUUCACCGAGGAGACUCUGGCAUCGCGAAACACAAAAAUGAUUUCAUCCGUGGUCAUUUCACAGCUGAUUGAUGAGAAUAAAUCAAAGGCAAACCGGGCCGCGCUGCCCGCGCCCUGCGCGCCCGCUCUGCACACACAUCCCGCCAAGCCGCCUCGGGCAAACCGCAGCGGGGUCUCCAUCAGCCGGGCGUUCACCUCCCUCCCUGACAGGCUGGGCACCCAGACACCCGCAGAGGGGCCAGGACCUGACACGGAGCUGCGGUCCAGUGAGGAGAAGCCAUGCAGUGGCUCCCAAAGGGGCUUUGCGUCCAUCACCAUCACGGCCAGGCGCGUGGGCCCCCCAGCCAUCGCCCUGGCAUGGGAGGCCAUGGGGGACCCUGUGUGCACCAGGUGCACAGCCCAGGGUGCUCUGCUCAGGGACCCCUGGGCUCUGGCCAGGGUUACCAAUCCCUGUAGGCACCAUGGACCAUUCGCCUGCGCAGAGGUCUCCAGAAACUUCUCUGUGGUGAGGCAGCAGCAUCCGGAGACCCACUCCCAGCUGUGCGAGGGUCACCAGUGCUGGGUCACCAGUGCGGACUGCAGAGAGAACAGUUUUCCCCCAGGGGCCCCGCGGUCCGGCAAGAGGCCGCUGGUGUUCAGCUCCUGCGUCCAUCUCAGGGUGUCUCAGCAGUGUCCAAAUUCCGUUUACUAUCUAGACCGGUCCCUCUCCGUCCCCAUCGAGCAGCCUCAACUUGCCGGCCCUAAAAUGCACAGGUCGGUCCUGUCACUGCACCUAAAUUGCAGUUCGCACAGAUUGACACCAGAUGGAGUAGAUAGCACGGCGAACGGAGGGCCAAGGAGCAGAGCCUCGAAGCCGGAGCUCACCCAGGGAAACCAGAACCCCCUGGGCCCCCGCUGGAGCCCAGGUUUGCACUACGGUCUCUUGAAGGAAAACCCACCGCUGGAGCAGGUACGUUUGGGGCCCAGCACCUGUCCUUGGAGUGGCUCGCCUCUGUUGGAAGAUGCCGAGUUCUCGGAUGUGGGAGCCAACCAGGUCACUGUAAGAAAAGGGAAAGAGGACUACGCAGCGCCACCCGCCGACCAGCUGUCCAUUCACAUUCCUGGCUGGAGUUACAGAGCAGUAGAAACAAACGUAUUUUCUGGAAGCAGCAAGAAGCAACAAGAAGAAGCACGCACGAACUUGUCUGCUCCCCCGGUGGAACAGAAGCUGGUUAAAGAUUUCCUUCCCGAGGGGUGUAGCUCUCCAAGCAACACCUGUCAAUCUAACAACUUCCCUGAGCCCUCAGAGAGUCGGCAGCAAAGCUUUCCGAAAUCCAGAAUCCUUUUACCUGGAUUUUUUUGCCCCUUACAAGAUUUGUGCACCUCUCCACAGGAAGACAAUGAUGUUCAGGUAGAAAGAGAGUUUCCCAAAGGAGAUUACAAGUGCUGUGACUUGGUGGUAAAAAUAGAGGAAUGCAGGAAGAGGGAGAAGCCUGAGCCAGCUCCCCCCGAGCCAGCGCCCCCAGAGCAACCAGAGACCCCUGACCUGUCAGAAGACUGUUCUGAGUAUCAGGAAACACCUGCAGUUUCCUUGAGCUUGCAGGAAGCGCUGGAGGUCCGUAAACCCCAGUUUAUUUCUCGCUCCCAAGAACGGCUCAAGAAGUUGGAACACAUGAUGCAGCAGAGAAAAGCCCAGCGGAAGGAGAACCUAGGGCAGAAGCAGAGCCUGUUUCCUGUCCGCGCCAACAAGAAGCAGUUCACAGUUCCCCACCCUCUUAGCGAUAACUUGUUCAAACCCAAAGAAAGGUACAUUUCAGAGAAGGAGAUGCACAUGCGAUCUAAAAGAAUCUAUAAUAACUUGCCGGAAGUUAAAAGGAAAAAAGAAGAACAAAAGAAAAGAGUGAUCUUACAGAGCAACAGGCUCCGUGCUGAAGUCUUCAAAAAGCAAUUACUGGACCAGCUCCUUCAAAGGAACGCAGUCUAAACACACAGGCCGCCUGCCAACCCCCUACCUGGACCCGGGAUGGCUUCAAACGCUGGGUCAACCAUUAAAUGUAGCAUCAUCUUCGUGAUACGAAACACUUAUUUUAUUUUUGCUUUUUUUUUUUUUU
This is a messenger RNA of Hyaena hyaena (striped hyena), 2430 nucleotides long. RefSeq names its product chromosome unknown C10orf90 homolog (gene CUNH10orf90). The coding region runs from base 213 to 2303 and encodes 696 amino acids. Lineage: Eukaryota; Metazoa; Chordata; Mammalia; Carnivora; Hyaenidae. Gene Ontology annotation, cellular component: cytosol; centriole; centrosome. The record is from RefSeq and is a predicted model, not a curated record. Gene Ontology annotation, biological process: regulation of centriole replication. The transcript is spliced from 10 exons.